AUGACGGUUUCCAAACAUGCUAAGUUGCUACUGGAUAGCACACAUUUCAGUGACAUUCGCAGCACUGUGAGGUCCCGGUCUAUCGCAUGGGAUGCAUUGGCUAGAACCGCAGAGAUUAGCGAAGCAGAUGCUACCUCUGCCAAGAAACUCGAAAGCGCUUUGAUCAAGCAUUCCAAAAUCGCUAUCACGCCUGCAGAAAGCAUACCAGCUGCUAUCCAUAUCAUACAGACGGUUCAAAAUGCAGAAGUGAAAAAAUUCGUGUACAACUUGCUUGCCGAGCUUCUAUCUUCUGAAGAGUAUGCGGAUGCGACUUUUGACUAUUUCACAAACAAUCCUCGGGCCUUGGUGGACCUUUUCGAAGCGUCCGUUUCUGGUGAUGACCAGUCCAUUCUGCUUUCGAGCUUCAAUGUGGUGUCCUUGUUGAUUCAACCCGGUUUCCACAAUCCAGAUUUGGUGGCGUCAUUGCUCGGAAACGAGCGUUUCGUCGCUGUACUUCAGAAUACAGACCAUAUGGACACAAGCUACGUGUGCAUCAGACUAUUGCAGGAAUUAUCAGCGCUCCAAGAAUACAGGAGCAUCGUUUGGUCUGCACAGAGCUCCUUCAUGCCCACCCUUCUCGGCGUUAUUCAUAACGCUCUCGACAACAACUCAUCUACGAGAGUGGCUCCCACUAACAGUAAUAAUUUGAGCAUCCAGGUCCAAUACUAUUCCUUAUUGACACUUUGGCUACUCACUUUUGAUCAUCAGAUCUCUUCGGAAUUUGCCUCUAAAUAUCUCAGCGAUUUUCUCAACUUGUUGAAACUCGUCAAAAUCACGAUCAAGGAAAAACUUUCGAGACUAAGUAUUGCCAUUGUUCUCAACUGUGUGGCUCCCCAUGUCAAGGGCCACAAGGCGACAAUUCGUCAGCUUUUAUUGUUGGGAAACGCUUUACCAAUCCUACAGUCUCUCAGCGAAAGGAAAUAUUCGGACGAUGAAUUACGCCAAGAUUUGUCUACUUUGAAGGAAUUGUUGGAGAAGACUUAUCAAGAAUUGACCUCUUUUGAUGAGUACGAAGCAGAAGUCAACUCCAAGUUACUGGUGUGGUCUCCACCUCAUGUUGACAAUGGCUUCUGGUCUGAAAACAUCGACAAGUUCAAGGACGAUAAUUGGAAAUUGUUCAAGAAACUCGUAGCCAUUUUGACCGUUCCAAAUAAUGAACCAUCGACUAAGAUCGCCUUGCAAGUAGCUUUGAGCGAUAUUACCCACGUUGUAGAGUUGUUACCGGAAAGUGUGGAGGUCUUGUCUAAGUUGAACGGCAAAGUGUUGAUCAUGGAGCUGCUAAACCACCCCGACUCGAAGGUCAAAUAUGAAGCCUUAAAAGCUACUCAGGCCUUUGUUGCCCAUACUUUCAGCAAAUGA
This is a messenger RNA of Lachancea lanzarotensis, 1398 nucleotides long. It is a transcript of the gene VMA13, whose product is annotated as LALA0S12e02212g1_1. The record is from RefSeq and is a predicted model, not a curated record. Lineage: Eukaryota; Fungi; Ascomycota; Saccharomycetes; Saccharomycetales; Saccharomycetaceae. The coding region runs from base 1 to 1398 and encodes 465 amino acids. Gene Ontology annotation, biological process: proton transmembrane transport. Gene Ontology annotation, molecular function: proton-transporting ATPase activity, rotational mechanism. Gene Ontology annotation, cellular component: vacuolar proton-transporting V-type ATPase, V1 domain; fungal-type vacuole membrane. The transcript has a single exon.